GCGGAGGAGCGUGCUCAUCGCGGCGGCGGCGGCGGGGAUACUGCGACACGAGUACAGUCCACAAAAUGCCACAGACGGCAUACACAAUCCCCCACCCGGUUAGGCAACCGCCACCAAGCACGACACGCUCACAUCACAUCACAGAGCGCUCAAAGCACAGGCGGCCAAGUCGGCUUGCAGAAAGGAUGGCCGCCGCGGUCGCCUUGGCAAGCCCUCUCCGGCGGCUCCUCCACUUCCCUUGCCCGCGCCGCGCUAUCCCCGCACCACUCCGCUUCUUCGCGCGAGGGCGGUGUGACGUGGCCCUCGCCGUCUCGGCGGCCGCAGUCGGAGAUUCGUCUGCUAAGGGGGGCGUGCACAGGCACAAAGGGCUUCCCAACGAAGAGAUGUCUUCCACACCAGUUUUCUUACGCCACCUAUCAUAGCGGAGGCUAUGCUAGCAAUUGAAAAGUUAGCUGAUAUCAAAGCAGUAGCUCAGGGGGGCUAUCCACAGGCUGAGCGGUGCCGAAUUUCAGCUGGGCAUCCAGACUCUAUGAGAAGUGACCCAGAUGUAGUUGCUGCUUUGAGCAUCUCCGGGAAUUUCCGAUUGGAACCCUGUUCUCAUGGUGACUUUCUCGGUGCUAUUCUUGGGGCAGGAAUUACAAGGGAGAAAGUUGGAGAUAUACUUUUACAGGGGGAAAGAGGUGCUCAGGUCCUUGUUGAUCCAGAGCUUGUUGACUAUCUGACUUCCACACUAGAAAAGGUGGGGAAAGUUGGUGUUUCAUGCACCCAGAUUCCCUUGCUUGCUAUAGAGUAUGAGCCACCAAGGACCAAAUCUUUUAAAACUGUAGAAUCAUCACUUCGGGUUGAUGCUGUGGCCAGUGCAGGAUUUAAAAUAUCACGCACAAAGCUUGGUAGCAUGAUCAGUUCUGGAGAUGUUCGUGUGAAUUGGUCACUGGUUUCGAAAAGUGGAGCUACCCUCAAGGCUGGGGAUGUUGUUUCUGUCAGUGGGAUGGGGAGAUUAAAGAUUGGGGAAAUCGUGACUACGAAGAAAGGCAAAUAUGUCAUUCAGUUGAUUCAAUAUUUGUAGGCCCGUGACUGAUCAAUUGUUCUCUGAAGAAUACCUGACUGGUGAGUUUGCAAAGUGCUCAGUUGCUUACACAAGCAUAAGGGCUGCAGCUGCCUGCAAAUAUUUACGAUGAAACUGAUCCAUAAUAUUUAGAAGGGAAAAGGACAAGUGGACAGUACAUGUAAAGUAUAUGUGACAGCUUAUCUUUAAAGUCCAGAUCAAAUUGAGAAUGAAAUUUAGAAGGAUCAAAGUCUCUCUGUGAACUCCAACUCGUGUGAGGACUCGAUCUGCUUUAGGGCAAAAAGGUGAACAAAAAGUAUAUGUUUUGGAAACAAUGGAAAUGUGUUUCUUCUAUUCAUACUAAAGAGCGAUUCGCAAACAACAUCCUCAGCAAUUUUCUGUCAUCAGGAAACAUGUGACACGACUACGAUAUGGUAGGAAACCUUUUGCACUUGGGUAAUUGAUAACUAUGGGUCGUAACUUCAACUCGUUUUUUUCAAAGACUUCGCAAAGGGUUGUAUUCGUUGUACCGAA
This is a messenger RNA of Triticum aestivum (bread wheat), 1579 nucleotides long. RefSeq names its product putative RNA-binding protein YlmH. NCBI's taxonomy places the organism in Eukaryota, Viridiplantae, Streptophyta, Magnoliopsida, Poales, Poaceae. Gene Ontology annotation, molecular function: RNA binding. The transcript has 12 exons. The coding region runs from base 431 to 1066 and encodes 211 amino acids. The record is from RefSeq and is a predicted model, not a curated record.